Molecule: messenger RNA, 1521 nt
Organism: Thalassophryne amazonica
Lineage: Eukaryota; Metazoa; Chordata; Actinopteri; Batrachoidiformes; Batrachoididae
Exons: 4
Coding region: 97-1185 (362 amino acids)
Molecular function (GO): zinc ion binding
Source: RefSeq, a predicted model, not a curated record
GCGCGUCCAUUUUCUGUCAACCUGCAGAAGAAUGUAGGGGGUGUUUUUGGUCAUUGGAUAGUUGGAAGGACAAACAUCUUGAAACAUAACUUAAGGAUGGCCUGCAGUUAUGUUGAUGGCUUGGACAAAGAUGCAAGACAGCAAUAUUUAGCAAAAUUAGAAGCUGCCCGACUGGAGUUAUGCCCAUACACACAACCAGAAGGUGUUUGGAAGGAUGACCCCAAAACAUGGCCAAAAGUGGAAUAUGGUGAUAUAUACUCUUACCUUAUCAAUAGUCCUGGACCAUUCACCCACAACCAGAUGAAAUACUACAAGAGUCUUGAUGCCUACUGUUUCUUCAGGUCUGGGUGGGUCCAGACCAUGUACAGCCAGAUCACCCCCAACGGCAACACAGUCUUUAAGGCGGGGGUCCAGCCCGACCAGCAGACAAACUGUCCCCUCCACAGCCCGUGGGUUGUUGUUGAUCAUGACGGCACUGUCAUUGCGGCUCACUGUGACUGUGUGACAGGUCUUGGUGAAUGCUGUUCCCACAUUGCAGCGGUCCUUUUUAAGAUUGAGGAUGCAGUACGACAGGGAUGCAGGACAACAGACUGCACAGACACCGAGUGCAAGUGGAACACGUGCUUCAUGUCCAAGUUGCAACCAGCACCUGAUCCUGAACCAGCAGACGGCGUGCAGCCCUGCACCGAGGCCGAUCGGCAGCGCUUCAUCUCCUCGCUCCUCCAGUGUGGCGCGAAACCUGUGGGUCUCAGUCUCUUUGCAGAGACGUGUGAGCGAUUCAGUGCCAAGACUCCAUCAUCUGUAUUAUCACAGACUCCACAGCCUGUGCAUUACCUGUAUGAAAACAACAGCUCGGCUCUGCAGUACGCUGUAGUACCUGCCCUGAGCAGAAGUACCAAGAUCCCCGGACCGUCUGAAAACAGUGCGGGUGGUGAAGAACAGAACGGGAGCGAUCGCUUGAUUCCAAUGGAUGUCAAUGACUCUGUGAUUAAAGAAGAGUCUGUAGACUUUAAUAUCAAAAUGAUCAAAGAAGAGCAUGCGUAUUUCAUGAUAUCAGAGAUUACAGAAGAUCAAACAGAUUUCAGGAUAACUGAGAUGAAAGAAGAACCGGCUGAUUUCUUGAUCAUGGACAUUAAGGAAGAGACACAAGAUUAUCAGAUUUCAGAGAUAAAAGAAGAACAGUGAACUGUUAAUUAAUAUGCAAAGAGCUUCUGUCCUCAGGAUGUUUGUGGCAGGACUUUGACCAACAUCUGACAUCCCUGCCUACAUUCAGAAAUACAGAUAUUUAAGGAAACAAGAGUGUUAAAAGUUAAAUGAACAACAAUAGAUUAUCUCAUAAGAGAAGCCACAGUAUGUUUAUUGCUCUGCAGUGUAGAGGUCACAUACAUCCUAUGCAAAGACACAUGACCAAAAUAAACUAGACUUCUUUCUAGGCAUCCUAAUGUCCAUUGAACAGGAUGUGAUUUAGGAAAGGUUGCUGGUUAUUGCUGAUUAAGUAAUUUUUACUUCCUAAUCCUGUAA